Molecule: messenger RNA, 1602 nt
Organism: Daktulosphaira vitifoliae (grape phylloxera)
Lineage: Eukaryota; Metazoa; Arthropoda; Insecta; Hemiptera; Phylloxeridae
Exons: 3
Coding region: 585-1481 (298 amino acids)
Source: RefSeq, a predicted model, not a curated record
ACGACGCCAUGUCCGGCGCAAUCCUUGGACGGCAAAUGGUUAGCAGCGUUGUAGGCGACGAUGCGCGGGUGCGGUUCGGUUGGUCGACGUUGUCGCUUCACAACGGGAGGAAGACUCUGGCACCAUUUGCGGCGGGUCGUCUUCGGCCGUGCGGCAUUUGCUGGACUUUGCACCGUGACGUAUGGCACGCGAUGUUGGUCUGUCAAAUACUCGUAGUAGGGCGACGGCUGAUAAAGGUGGCACGAGUCGCGGGACAUCGUGUUUAACGAAGCGACGCGGGCCGUGUCAAAUAUAUUUGAAUAAAUUAUUUAUAGAUCAAAAAUAUAAAAUGCUAAAAGGUGAAAAUUCAUAUCAUAAGUUGAUAAAAAAAUACUCAGUGUUAAAAUGUUCAUAAGCAAAAAAAUAAAUCAUAUAAAUUUAUUAACUAUAGCAAAUACAUUAAAGUGACGUGAAACGAUAUAUGAUUAAAGAUUUUAAAAUUCUUAUUUACAGUUCAAAAUAGUUAAAUAGUAUCAUUUUUGAUAGUUCCCUAAGAAAAAUAAAAAUUUUACUAUUGAACUUUGUUAAUUGUUUUUACAAAUAAUAUGAAAUCGUUCACUAUUGUAGCAUUAUCGUUCAUCUUGUUCAAUGUGUUUUUAUUGACAUCGUGUUAUGAGGAGAUAGUUAUUAAUAUAUUGAAUUCAGUUCUUAUGUCUGAAAGAUGGACAUUCAAUCAUGCAUACAAGUGGUAUGAUGCCGAAAUUGAUACGUCCUUUGAAACAGAAGAUUUACUCAUAACUGAUUCCAACAGUGAGAAUAUUGUUACCGAAGAAAAUGUAUUUAAUAAAUUAAAAAUGGGUUUGCAAUUGUUAACUUUUGAGUACGCAAAAAUUGUACACUGGAUUAGUAGCACGUUAUCUUUUAUGAACAAAAAAUUGUAUGGCGAUGGUGAGAUUUAUAGCGAGACUAAAGAACGUUUGAAAACAUUCAAAUUAACUUACAAAGAAGUAAAUAGGGUAUUAAUACUCUUUCAUAGCGCAUUAGUAUUUAUGAAGUCAAUAAGACCAAGACAAUUUAUAGCAGAAACGUGUGGUCUUAUUGAUUCAUUGUCUGAGUUUAACUUAAAUUCUAAUAAAUCAAAAGUCGCAAGAGCGUUAGAAGGUGUUGAUUUGGAUUUUACAUUCAACACAUUUAAAGAAUUGAUAAAAGAAUUAGUUUCUUCAGAAUAUAUUUUAUUGUCCUGUUGUGAAAUUAAAAAUAUUUUUGAAGGUGCUUUUGAUGAGAAAGAGACUUUUGAGUUAAUAAAUUAUAAAUUAAAUAAACAGCAUCAUGAAAAAUUAAUGGAAAAGCCAGAUGAAAAAUCCAAAGAUGAAUUCACAUAUUUUGUUUUUCUACAUGAAACUAUUCUGAAUAGUGUCGAUGAAAUUAUUAAAAUCUAUUAUACUAAUCUUGGAUUCAAUUAUGACGAGAAAAAAAAUAAAAGUAAUUAUAUAUUGCCAUAAAAAUAUUAAUAAAUAACAAUUUAUGUUUUAAGUGACAUUCUGACUGUAUCAGUUUUAAAUUUAAAUAAAACACUACAUUUUAAUUGUAUAUUUUAUGCAAUCAAAAAAAUAUAUUCAUUUA